AUGACAGAUAGUUUCAAAAAAGAAACCUCAUCUAUCGGUUCUUCAUCUGGGAACGCACCGAAAAUUUCAAAAUUUGCGUUAAUGUACUAUGACAAAAUACCCCCGUGGUCAGCGGGCGUUCCUUUUGUUAUUCUUAAUGAUUAUAGCAGACAUAAACCUGCAUUAUCAAAGGAUCAAAAGACGAACAGAAAAUUAGAUGAGCAAUCAAAUAUGUCAAUGAAUUUUAUAGAGGAUCAUAAUCAGGAAGAGUCUAGCAAUCAGCCUGUGAAAAGAGAACAUGAAGAAUUAUCCAGCUUGAUAUAUACCAAUGAUCAGUAUGAACCUAUGUUAUCACCUGAUACUUCAGUACCAGUAAGAGAUGACCAUAAUUUGUGUGGGCGAUUGUAUAAGAAAAAAAGAGAACACAAAGAAUUAACCAACCUGAUACAUACCAAUGAUCAGUAUGAACCUAUGUUAUUAUCUGAUACUUCGGUACCAGUAAGGGAUGACCAUAGUUGGUGUGGGCGAUUGUAUAAGAAAAUUAUCUCUGCAGAAAACGAUUAUAGCGAGAAAUUUAUUGGUGAGAUAACUCUUAAUAUGAUGAUUUUAUUUAAAAAGGACCCACAAUUCCUCCAAGAAAUACGACAAACGGAUAAACUCGUGAUUGAACAUGUUCAAUUACUGAAACUACUUGUUAAAGUAAUCGAGAAUGAUGCGGAAGAUUAUGGAAAAGAUUUAGGCAGUCCAUUUUACGCUAUCUACUUGGUAUCAGGAUAUGAUGGAAAAAUAUCUGAUCUUCUUCGCUUUGAAGCAAAAGAGCUUAAAAAGAAAGAUGAGAUGGCGGUAAUUUCGUUAAAUUCAUGGGUUUUAUUUUUGAUACCUCCUUAUUCUUCUUUGUGUACCCAACUUCGAAUUAAGCGUCCUACAGAACCUUUUAUCAUGUUACGCUAUAAAAAAGACAAAUUUCCUAUGAAUUAUUUAAUGCAAUGGUCUUCUGAAACUUUGUCAGACCUAGAAGAAUCAAAGUUUAUUUUGGUUGAAAAAAAUCAAGAUGACCAAAUAUUCGAUUUUAUGACAUUUAUCGGUGCAAGGGAAACGACAAUUCUUGACCCGCAUACUGAUUGUAUACUGAUUUAUCAAAGAAGUUUCAGAAGGCACCCUUCUCCUGAACUUAAUUAUAUGGAUUUGAGGUAUCGGCGGGGGGUUAAGUUCUAUCUAAUUGAAGAACCUGGAUUAACUCCAAGUGAAAUUUUAGUUUCAGGUGGUAUUAUUGUAAUAACAGAAAGAGCUCUUUUGAGAUAUGAACAGAUUUUAGGAAACAUGCAACGAUUUCUCGACCACAAUCCAGAAUGGGAGCUAAAAAUUCAUACGUUAAUUCUUGAAAAGCUGCAAGAGAAAUAUUUGAGUCAAUAUAAUGCACAUUAUUAUACGCUUAUGAGACUAUGUGAUGAAAUGUCUUUUUUAAUCAAUGAAUGUGAUUCAAUUAAAUAUCUAUUACCGGAUGAAAUUGAGGAGACUGUUGAUAUGAAUGAAUACUGUUAUUCUUCAAUGAACAUUUUAUUUAAUAAGUAUUACAAUAGUAAUAGAUAUUUUAUUAUUAUUGAUGAUCAAAAGUAUUCAUUGGGAACAACCAUAUAUGGGGUUGAUAUAAUGACUCUGGAUGAAUUUGAACAAAAAAUUUUUCACAUAUGUAAUUAA
Dentiscutata heterogama is the source of this 1677-nucleotide messenger RNA. NCBI's taxonomy places the organism in Eukaryota, Fungi, Glomeromycota, Glomeromycetes, Diversisporales, Gigasporaceae. The record is from the annotation of a GenBank genome assembly.